AUGUCCGUCUCCGCCUUCACCACCGCCCUCUCGGCCGCCCAGUCCAAGGCCCAGUACACCCCCGCGGUGCAGGCCGCCGCCGACAAGGUCAACGCCGACGCCUUCUCCGCCGCCAUCGCGGUCGUCCUGGCCGGCGAUGACAGCGCCACCGUCGAGGGCGAGCAGGCCGCCGCCCUGCAGAGCGCCUUCGAGUUCGCCACCCUGCUCGUCAAGCAGCUGGCUUCCGAGCCCGGGCAGACCGAGAUGUUGACUCUUUACAAGUACUUUAAGCGCUCGAGAAACGAGGAGCCCGCUCAGCCUUCUUUCUAUCAGUUGGAGUCCAAGUACAAGUACAACGCCUGGAAGGAGAUCAGCCACAUCAGCCAGCAGCGCGCGCAGGCCAACUACAUCAAGGAGGUUAACGACCUCAUUGAGAAGUACGGUACCCAGUAG
Aspergillus aculeatus ATCC 16872 is the source of this 432-nucleotide messenger RNA. RefSeq lists its product as uncharacterized. Lineage: Eukaryota; Fungi; Ascomycota; Eurotiomycetes; Eurotiales; Aspergillaceae. The record is from RefSeq and is a predicted model, not a curated record. Gene Ontology annotation, molecular function: fatty-acyl-CoA binding. The transcript has 3 exons. Bases 1 to 432 code for a protein of 143 amino acids.